Molecule: messenger RNA, 2693 nt
Organism: Botrytis cinerea B05.10
Lineage: Eukaryota; Fungi; Ascomycota; Leotiomycetes; Helotiales; Sclerotiniaceae
Exons: 6
Coding region: 195-2006 (603 amino acids)
Biological process (GO): positive regulation of transcription by RNA polymerase II
Cellular component (GO): nucleus
Molecular function (GO): zinc ion binding; transcription cis-regulatory region binding; DNA-binding transcription factor activity, RNA polymerase II-specific
Source: RefSeq, a predicted model, not a curated record
GGUAACUUUCUGUCAGAUGUAGUGCAACCAUUCGCGCGCAAGAAGACCUCCAACAUCAUUUCGAGAUCGUUUUACUCAAUCCUUUCAGCUCGGCCGUUCCAACUCAAUUUUUGUAACAUUGAACGAGGGCGUUCGGUGGAAUAUUCGAAAAGCAUAUAUCUGUCUGUACCUUAUGCUCUGCACAUCUCGCUAGCAUGCUUCUGUAUACCAAAAAGGCUCCUCCGAAAGUUCCCAAGAAAAGAUCAAGAGCCGGAUGUAUACAUUGUAAGGAAAAGAAAAAGAAAUGUAACGAAGAACGUCCGCAAUGCAAUAGGUGUAUAGAACGAGGUCUGCAAUGCGAAUAUGAAGCAGUAAAGCCACGAAAACGAAGAAGGGCGUCCUACGCGGAUUCUGCCCUCUCGCUCGAAUAUGGCUCCCCAGGCUCCGAUCGCGAAGGAUGGCCGCGACAAUAUUCGCAAGGGCUUAGCAUAAUUACAGACAAAAGUACGGAAGAUGUGCCAAACAAGUGGGAGGAAACGACGGAAUAUCCAUUAUCUGCAACUUCUGAGCAGUCGGGCUUUACUUGGGGAAGCUUUUACGAGAAUGACAACGACGUAGAGGAAAUAACACGAGAAGAUCCAUAUGACAACUCUUCUCCUGGCAGUACACUGGUUCGAUCACGAAGUCAAUAUCCAGAUUUGGCGAUGAUUGCUCCUUCACCGGUUGCAUCUCCUCUCCUCGAAUUUAGUUCGCCAGUUUUUCUAGAAUUUGCCGAGAGAAGGAAUCGAAGGGCUCUCGUCGACCAUUUCUGCAAUACUCUGUCUCAUCUCAUUGUGUUCAAAGAAGAUACGGGCAAUCCAUUUCGGCAACUUAUUCUACCAUUGUCUCACGCCAGUUCGCCAGUGAUGAAUGCGAUAUUCGCAUUAAGUAGUGCGCAUAUGGAAUACAGGGGGGUAGAAAAUGAAGAGAAAUCUUCCGACUUUCACAACAAUGCUUUACAAGGGCUGGCGAAGCUCAUUCAACAAAACGAUCAGGCAAAUAGAGAAGAAAUUUUAGGCGCAAUAAUGUUGCUCGUUUACUACGAAGUACUCGUACAACGCGGAAAUUCUAGUAUUGUACAUGGUCAUCUGAAAGGAGCCAUGACGAUUAUGGAUUCUAGACAUCAGGAACCGAGUCCGACGAGCCUAUUUCUGGAGCGGGCCUUUCGAUUUUACGAUGUCAUCACAGCUCUUUCUCUAGGUACACCUCCAACUACUACCACACAGCCUACAGCAACCCCAUUUCCUUUGCCAUUUUCACCCAAUGAAGCAAACAAAAAUUCACCAUUAGAUUCGGUCGACACACUCCUUGGUCUUUCGACAGAGCUAUGGCCAAUCAUUCAUCGACUUGCACAUCUGCUAUCUUACAAGUCUUCUCUCCAAUCCGCAAUCGAAAAUAAUCAGUUGAGUAAAGCAAGUGUUUUACGGACUGAAUUAGAAAGCACAUCUCAAGCUAUAGAAAUGGCUCUUACGAACUGGAAACCAAAUUUUGUGGCUAAAGGGCCUUCCUCGCCCAGGGAGAACAACGCAGAAGACGAUCCUUCUUUGAAGUAUGAUAUCACUCCCGAAGAAGCACGUAUGCAAACUAUUCUCAACAAUGCCGAAGCAUAUCGCCACUCCGCAUUUAUAUAUCUGUAUCGUACCAUUCAAUCUCACCCCAGCUCCCACCCUUUGGUCCAAAAACAUACAAAUCUUUCUCUAAUCGCCUGUGCCAAUGUUGUCGGACUAGCGGAGCUAUGCGAUGAUGCUCCAAUGUCUGCACUAUUAUGGCCAUUAUUUGUGGCAGCAUGCGAAGCUGAAACGGAAAAGGAUAGGGAACUAGCGACGAAGGCGUUUGGAGGAACAGAGAGGAGACAGGGAAUGCAGAAUAUUUUCCGUGCUUGGGAAGUGGUGCAAGAGGUUUGGAGUAGGGCAGAUAAGGGGAUGUAUGAGGAUGGGGAUUGGCGGGAAAUUUGUGAUAGCAAGGGUUGGAACAUUGUUCUGGGAUAGGGAAGGGGUUACUACAGUCAAAAACGUCACACGUACGACAAGUGGUAAUAAUUUGUUCAGUAUUACGUUCUUGCUUAGAAGAUUGGGAGGCAUAUUCAUUAUCUUUCCGUGUUCACUACGGCUGGACUGGGGAUUCUUGCAUCCAAAAGAAGAAAAAGCCGUUUAUAUCUUUGAGGGAUAGCGGCGAAUGUUAACAUCCAACUUUGAGUGGGUAGAUUUACGAGUCGCAAGUUACCAAUGGACAUCACCUCUGGUUUUAGUCGUGGAGGGUAGGAUGAGAUGUUACUUGGAUAUUAAUUUGAUGAUUCAUGAGAAGUUUUUUGAAUCCAUUUUAGGACAAAUGUAUGGUAUUUGGGGAAGAUGGCCCUGGAAUUGGCAUUGACAUUGGAUUGGCGAGGAGUUGUAUGUAUGGUUGUAUAUUGUUAGUCAUGGUACGGAGUAUAUAUCUGAAGGUUGAGGUUGAUAUCCAAAAUGAAAAUGAAAAUCGAAAUUGUCAUUACACUCCGGAGGCCAGGUGUUCAGAGCGUUUUCUUGUUUGCAUAAUAAGGGGGAAAGAAAAGUAACUCGAGAAUAAAAAUUGGGAUUUCGCCCUGUGUGAUUUCAAGCAUGGUCGAUUAGCGCUGUGAAUUGCAUAGGAUAUACUAUGUGUACCUCGAGGGUCCAAAAUUUAGUCUUGCUUGCCUUUCA